Enterobius vermicularis (human pinworm) is the source of this 903-nucleotide messenger RNA. The record is from the annotation of a GenBank genome assembly. Lineage: Eukaryota; Metazoa; Nematoda; Chromadorea; Rhabditida; Oxyuridae.
AUGAGCUUUACUCCAUCGAGAAAUGCUGGUAACUUCAAGAAGAAUCUUUGGAUAGAAUUUACCGCUCUCGCAGCAAAAUAUGCAAAAGCAAACAUUGGACAGGGUUUUUACGAUGGGCCGUUCCCAACCUUUCUUGCAAAAAUUCUACGGGAUGUUGCAGAGCACCCAGAAAAGACUGAAUGGCAUCAAUACACAAGCGGAUUUGGUCAUAGCAGGCUGGUAAUUUUUUUCUUUUUUUUCUUCAAAUGCUUCAUUGACCUAAACAUUUUUGAACCAGCUUUCGAUUCCUAUGUUCCGCAAAUCAAAAUGGCAGGAGGUGUUCCGGUGGUGGUUCUUCUUGAACUUUCUGGAAAUCCUACACACAGUUCGGAGUACCGUUUCGAUCCACAAAUUCUUGAAAGUAAAAUUACACCAAGGACAAAGAUGAUCAUAUUAAACAAUCCUCAUAAUCCUACUGGAAAACUGUUUACAAGAGAUGAACUUGAAAUUAUAGCUAGCGUUGCUAAGAAGCACAACUUAAUAGUCGUGUCAGACGAAGUUUACGAAUGGCAUGUUUAUGGACAUUCAAAAAAAAUGAUUCGUUUUGCAUCACUUCCCGGCAUGUUCGAUCGUACUGUUACGAUAGGAAGUGCAGGUAAAGCUUUUAGUGUUACUGGAUGGAAAAUUGGUUGGGCUCUUGCUCCAGAAAUACUACUGCGACCAUUAAAAAGUGUGCACCAGGACUUUGUGUAUACUUGCUGUACACCCGUUCAGGAAGCGCUAGCUCGCGCUUUCGAACAGGAACUUGAGCUUUUCGAUUCCAAGCCAGAAAACAGCUAUUUACUGAAAAUUAUGGCUGACGAUCUGCUGCUGAAAAGAGAUCGCAUGGCAAAAUUACUACAGUCGGUAGGCAUUAAACCAGUG